This is a messenger RNA of Humulus lupulus (European hop), 2368 nucleotides long. Its product is annotated as arginyl-tRNA--protein transferase 2-like. The transcript is spliced from 6 exons. The record is from RefSeq and is a predicted model, not a curated record. NCBI's taxonomy places the organism in Eukaryota, Viridiplantae, Streptophyta, Magnoliopsida, Rosales, Cannabaceae. Gene Ontology annotation, molecular function: arginine-tRNA ligase activity; arginyl-tRNA--protein transferase activity; ATP binding. Gene Ontology annotation, cellular component: cytoplasm. Gene Ontology annotation, biological process: arginyl-tRNA aminoacylation; protein arginylation. The coding region runs from base 66 to 2081 and encodes 671 amino acids.
AAAAAUAAAUUUGCGGUUUAUAAUGAAACGACGCCGUUUCGUGGAAAAUAAAAUAGAAGAAAACUAUGGGCUGCUUCCUCUGUAAAUCGGUCUCCGAGUUCGACUCAGAACAAAGUUGGGGGGAGAAGAAGGAGAAGAGCGAAUCGGAAAUGGCAGGGAAGAUGAAGAGCGAGGCCAGCAGUAGCAGCAGAACCAGGAAUAAUAUAAUCAACAGUGGCAGAGGGGCAAGUAAGGUCGCCGAUUGUGGAAGGAAUAGAAGCUCUUGCGGCUACUGUAAAUCCCGUGGUCCCACAAGCAUCUCUCACGGUUUGUGGGCGCAUAGCCUUAGUGUCAAUGACUAUCAAGAUCUUCUUGACCGAGGAUGGAGAAGAUCUGGUUCUUUCCUUUACAAACCUGAGAUGGAAAGGACGUGCUGCCCUUCUUAUACAAUUCGUUUGAGAGCAGCCGAUUUUUCUCCUUCUAAAGAGCAGCUUCGAGUUGCUAGGCGAUUGCAAAGGUUUUUGGAUGGCAACCUGGAUUCUAAUAAAGCUCCCAAACAAAAGGAGGAUUCAAGUGCUUCCAAGGAAACACACAGUUGUGCUGAUCCUCAAGCUUCAAGUUCAGAAGUUAAAAAAAGCUCACCUAGCAAUGGUGCAGAGAAGACUGAGGGAGAAUCUUUAUUGAAUUCUUUAACAGAAAAAAUUACUAAUGCGAUUGACAUAUGUAUUGAGAGUGGGUUGUUUCCUAAUGACAUUCAAUUGCCAAAAGCUUGUGUUAAAAAAGUCUCACAAGGCAAAAGGAAACUGUUUGUGGAAGGAUCUGAAACUCUCCUGUACACGAGCAAUAUUGCAUUCCAGAUUGCUUCUGCUAUAAAACGAGCAAAACAAGCUCUGGAGCAUGUCCACCAGCCAAGAAUUUCCAAAGACACUGUGGAUGAAAAAGAGCUAUCUCCCAAAACAAUUGCAGAAAAGCUGGCGAGUUCCCUAAAUCAGCUGGCAGAAACUUCUGGUCUUUCUGUUAAGGCUUGCAAUGGACACAUUAAUUUUUAUUUAGGCGUAAAUAAGGCUUAUUUGGAUGGAAGUUCUGAGAUUGUAUCUAAUUCUGAAGGAUCUGCUACUAGACAUGAAAGUAAAGUGUGUUCUUCAGAGAAUAAUUAUGAUGGUUCCUCUGUAAAAAGGAGAAGGCUUGAGAUCCAUAUGACAAGGUCAAGUUUUGAUCCAGAGGAAUUUGCCUUGUACAGACGAUAUCAGAUAAAUGUACAUAAUGAUUCACCAGACCGUGUCACAGAAAGUUCAUAUAGGAGGUUUCUGGUUGAUUCUCCAUUAAUCUUUGUUCCUCCAACCAGUGAUGGUACAGUUCCACCUUGUGGUUUUGGCUCUUUCCAUCAGCGGUAUGUGAUUGAUGGCCAACUUGUUGCAGUUGGUGUUAUAGAUAUCCUCCCUAGAUGUUUAUCAAGUAAAUAUUUAUUUUGGGAUCCAGACUUUGCUUUUCUAUCACUUGGCAAGUAUUCAGCUCUACAAGAAAUAAAUUGGGUUAAAGAAAAUCAAAUUCAUUGUCCAAGUCUCCAGUUUUACUAUCUUGGCUAUUACAUUCACUCCUGCAAUAAGAUGAGAUACAAAGCAGCGUAUCGCCCUUCUGAGCUUCUCUGCCCUCUACGUUAUGAGUGGGUUUCGUUCGAUGUGGCCAGGCCGUUCCUUGACAGAAAGGCAUACGUUGUCUUAUCAGAUUGUGCUGCCCUACAAGAUGGAGAGUCCUCAGCACCAAAUGCUCCUGAACAAGCCAUGGAAGUGCAACAUCAUGACAAUAGCCUAGAAGACACCAAUGAUGUUCUUAUGCAUCAAAUGGAAGAGAUGGAUGAUGCUGAAUAUGAUAGCUCUGACAUUGAUUCAGGUGGAGAAUCCAGUGACCCGGAAUCUAUCCAAGUGGAAGAUGGAGAUAUCGGUAAUUUAUUAAUUGGGAUGAGAGGAACUUGUAUGAAGUACAAGGAUCUACAGCGAGCUUUUGGUGCCAGGGAAAGGGGUCACUUGGAAAGUCAGUUGCGUAGAUACUUACGUGUUGUUGGAAAAGAGCUUGGGGAGCAAAUGGUGUAUUCACUUGGGUGAUUUGAUCACUUGUACAUUGGGAAUGGCAUCACAAUGUCAAUGUACAUUUAUGACUUCGUUGCCCAAGUCGUGGUGAGUUUGGGGCUAAAAAAGUAAGGCAAUUGUAAUGAACUUUCUUCCUCUCUUGUAUUACGCUUUGCUUUUACAGUUUCUAACAUUGGCCGCGUUCCAUAUGGUAUAAGGAUGUGUCUUCAUCCACUCGAUAUCGAAUGUGUUUUGUGUUCCAAUGAUCUGUUUACAUGUUUCUUAAAUGAAUAGAAUGGGUUAUAGGCGAGUGUAUUUUUUUA